Messenger RNA from Zingiber officinale, 2239 nucleotides. RefSeq lists its product as uncharacterized. Lineage: Eukaryota; Viridiplantae; Streptophyta; Magnoliopsida; Zingiberales; Zingiberaceae. The record is from RefSeq and is a predicted model, not a curated record. Gene Ontology annotation, cellular component: membrane. Gene Ontology annotation, biological process: metal ion transport; transmembrane transport. Bases 260 to 1618 code for a protein of 452 amino acids. Gene Ontology annotation, molecular function: metal ion transmembrane transporter activity. The transcript has 5 exons.
GCAUCGAGGAAGGUGCCGAAUAGGACGACCUUUCGUACCUCUGUGGCUUUGUCUCGCCAUUUCUCUCUCCGUGACUCCUUCCAUCUCCACGACCUUCUCCUCCUUUCCAUUUCUGCACAUUCGAAUCUGUCUCAGCCGUGCGACCCCGCCGCCUCCCACGAACUAUUCUUCCACCCGCGUAAUCUGCUUUUGGUUCUUCGCUGGUUUUCUCCUCCAAAGAUUGGAUCCUUAUGGUUCGUUAGCUGCCGGUGUUCCUGCGAUGGUGCUCGUCGCCGACGAUCCGGUGGCGGAGGGAGAAGAGGUGGAGACGGAACCCUCGGUGGAGUUGCUCGUGAGAGAGCCUCGGCAUUCCCGAGCCCAUUUUCCCGGCGCGGUGCGGCAAAAAGCCUAUCUCUUUGACGGAUUGGGAGGCUACUUCAACAAAGAAUGGGAUUUGAAGGAAGGCAGUGGGAUAGAGUUCUGUUGGUAUCAGUUGGAGCUCCCAAAGGGGAACCAGAAGUUGGCUGUCUCUGCUCAGUAUCUUAUCGAUGUGCUAUGCCCCCCAUUGAAGCUCCAAGACAUCCUAACCCUCAUCAGCAAUGGCCCCUUCUGUGGCCACGUUGACGGCGCCCUCGUCUUCCGGGUGAAUUCUCCUGGUCCGGCGACGAGUAGUUUCACCAUGAGGCUGGCUGCCAGGGUGACCAAGAACUCUGUCAUAACGGUGAGCCUUGGGCGGGUUCCAAGAUUGGGCUUUUCACCCACUGGGCAGUCGCUUCUGUCGGAGAUCCCUAGCAUUGAAGGCCCAGGUUUGACAAGGGAAGAGGAGGGUCAUGGUGGCAUUGUCAUCCAGGAACAUGUUCUCGAAUUUUUGUUGACAAUGAACCACUCGGAAGAGGCAGAUAAUCCUGUCCCGAAUAGAGUCUCUAACCUUGUUGUGCACAUCAUUGACACACAUGUCGACCAUGUCCAAGAUAUAGUGACAAAGCUUGAGAUGGAAUUGGAUUCAGUGGAACUAGAACUUGAUAAGGGUGGCUCUACAUUUAAGAAGCAAAUGCUAGAUGAUCGAAGAUUUCCCAAAAUGCAUUUGAAUCUACAGCGCCUACUCCAAGUUGUUUCUCACGGUGAGCAAGUAUUCCCGCGCGUGAAGGAGAAAUGUUCAACCAAAACUUGGUUUGCAAAUGAAGAUAUUGUUGCUCUUGAAGAAUUAAUAGGCCGUCUCAGGAGGCUAAAAGAGAAUUUGGGAUUCAUAGUAAAUCGGGUGACAGCAAUUCAAGCUGGUCUUGAUAGCUGGCAGUCAGAACAAAUAAAUCGAAAACUUUAUUAUCUUUCAUUCUUUUCUAUGAUCUUUCUUCCUUUAUCUAUUGUGACAGGAAUAUUUGGAAUGAAUGUCGGUGGUGUGCCAUGGACAGCCCAGAAAGAUCCAGGGCUGGAAGAGGGAUUUCGCAACGUCAUGAUCCUCUGUGGCUUGAUUGUCUUUCUGAUUCUAAUCAUUGUUUCUUUUCCUCUGCUUUAUGCGCGGAUAAGUUCUUGGCGAAGGCAGCAUGCUAUGAGGAGGAGUUGGUCAAUGAAUAGAAAGUCCUUCUUGAGCAGGACAUUUGCACGCGGCGGACUGCAGGGGGGAGGUUAUAUUCGCAUAUGAAAAUCCAUAUAUCUCAUAAUUGACAUCACCAUCUGUAUUCUCUCUGGAUUCGAGCUGCUGCAAAACAUAGAUGUAUUGGAAAAGGUUGUGGUAUGGAAUUAGUAUCAGUGCGAAGCUCUGAAGUGAAAUCCAUCUGCAAAGUAGUUUCAAGGAGGAAGAAGGUUACAUCUGCACAACAUUCAAGUUUCUGAAUAUGAUCCAUGUCAAUUGCCCUAACCUUUCCAGCCAGUCCUAUAAACCUCUGCAAUGAAUCCUUUUUGUGCCAGUUUCACCGCCGUAGAACAACAAUAUCUCCAUAAGACUAUUGAAUUGCAUCCACAACAUUCCCAAACAUUUUCAGUUUGGCUCACAAACACCAUGCUCUGGAGCUCAACAUAUUGUUUCAUCAUCUCCUUCUUGAGCUGAGCUUCUCUCUCUCUUCAGCUUUUUUUUUACUGACAAUUGAAAGCAUUAGGUCUAAUUUCAGAAAUGUUGUGUUUAAUUCAUUGAAACUAUCUUUAGUACAACUGUUAUGUACCUAGAGUAGACAAAACUUUGUAUUUGUCAUCGUUUUUUUCCCCCCUUCAACAGUGAAAUAUAUCCAUUCAAAUUUUAUAGUGACUGUCAUUUUUACAGUGCUAA